Molecule: messenger RNA, 530 nt
Organism: Polyodon spathula (Mississippi paddlefish)
Lineage: Eukaryota; Metazoa; Chordata; Actinopteri; Acipenseriformes; Polyodontidae
Product: transmembrane protein 258
Exons: 4
Coding region: 105-344 (79 amino acids)
Biological process (GO): protein N-linked glycosylation
Cellular component (GO): membrane-bounded organelle
Source: RefSeq, a predicted model, not a curated record
UCAGAACUACACUUCCCAUACUGCAACGGGUGACAGGCGACUGCUGACCCGACUGUUCCGCAGAUACGUGGCCUUCCUGAGAGAGACUCGGAGACUGAAACAACAUGGAGCUGGAGGCAAUGACUCGAUACACCAGCCCGGUGAACCCGGCUGUCUUCCCUCACCUCACCGUGGUGCUGCUCGCCAUCGGCAUGUUCUUCACCGCCUGGUUCUUCGUCUACGAGGUGACCUCCACCAAGUACACGCGAGACAUCUACAAGGAGCUGCUCAUCUCGCUGGUCGCCUCGGUCUUCAUGGGCUUCGGGGUGCUCUUCCUGCUGCUGUGGGUCGGCAUCUAUGUCUGAGGCAUGCUGAGAGAAGGGGAGGGGCUACACACAACAGCAACAUUCCAGGGGCGUGGACUUCAAAAUUUCCACGGCAACGCAGGCAUUUCUUAUUGCAACUGUUUUUCACAGAUUCUGUACAAACUGUGCAUUGACCUGGGGAGGGGAGGGGAGCCAUCGACUGAAUAAACACGUGGGUUUCUUAAA